CGGGCCACAGAAACAUGGACCUUAUCAGUAAACCAAGGAGCAAGUCUAUCGUCUGGCUGUAUUUUGGCUUGAAAGCAGAUGAAAAGGGACAACCUUUGAACUCUGGCGAGGCCAUUUGUCGUUUAUGCCGAAAAAUAGUGCUUGCAAAAGGAGGAAAUACCACGAAUUUAAGAAGUCAUCUGAGACGUCGACAUCGUGCAGAUUUUUUCGAGACCACUUCCUCCACGACCUCUGCAGCUUUGUUUGAGGCGCCAGAGGAGAUCAUUCUAAAAGAAGAGGAAGAGUCACAAGAAGAGGAAGAGUGUGAGGUAAAUACCACUGACAUUUUUAGGCAUGCGAUGGUAUCAGACCUGGAGCUUGAUGAACUUGAAGACAGCAGGACUGAAAUAAGCAAGGUUACUAAGAAGCAGACGACAUGGGCUGUGAACUGCUUCACAGGCUGGUUGGAGUCUCAGGGGCUCCAAGUGGACCUGACUACAGUGGAGAAGACUGAGCUCAACAGGCUGCUGAGACACUUUUAUGGAUCAGUACGCAACAGCAAAGGAGAGCUGUAUGGGAUUGCCAGUUACAUUGCACUGAGAGCUGGGCUUAACCGUUACUUCAAAGAGCCUCUUGUCGGCCGUCCUGUGUGCUUAAUGAGAGAUGCUGAGUUCACAUCAGCCAACAAGGUGUUCUUGGGAGUGCUGAAGAGAAUUAGGAAGUCUGGUCGAGACAUAACAUCACACCAUCAGGCACUGUCGCUGGAUGACAUCCGCAUCCUAAGACACUCACGUGCAAUGGAUACCAGCACUCCAAGGGGACUUCUGAACAAAGUCUGGUUUGAUAUACAGGUACAUUUCGGCCGCAGAGGGAAGCAGGCCAACAGGAAUCUGAAGCCAGAUUCAUUUGUAAUCAGAAAAGACAAGAGAGGACUGAGAUACUGCACUUUAAUUUUUGGUGAUGAGACAAAAAUGUUUAAUGAGAAGGACCGAUGCUCUAUGUUUGAGAAGCCAGGCAAUGGACUCUGUCCCAUUGCUUCUCUUUUAAAGUACCUUAGCAAACUCCCAUCCAAUGCAGCCGCCCUCUACCUGCAGCCUAAGAAGGAGCUAACAGAUAAUAUGUGGUACAGUCACAUCCCCCUAGGAGUCAAUUAUCUGGGCUCAAUGUUGGCUCGCAUGUGUAAAGAAGCAGGAACAUCUGUGAUCUACACCAAUCACUGCAUCAGAAACACACCCUUUCACCAACUGUGUGACGCAGGACUGGAGGGGAGAGAGAUUAUUACUGUCACUUUGCACAGGUCUGAAAGCUCCCUCCAAAGUCACCAGACACCCUGUCUCGGGAGUCGAAGGCAGCGGAGUGAGAUAUUGCCAGAGAACUAUUCAGCUGGCCCAGCAGGUUUGGAUCUCAACCAUGACGAAUUUUUUGAGGAUGUUCCAUUUCUCCAAAAUGCUUCAAAUCAGAACUAUGUCCCAGAUGCUGUGUUGCCACCUGGGGAGCCGUGGCUCCAUGGUGGCCCCUCCCGAGCAGUGCUAUCCCUGCCUUCCUGCCUGUGCCUGUGCAGUGAAGUUGGGUCUGGGAUGUCUGGUCCUGGAUCUUCUGGUGAGGAGCACAUGGGAGAGAUGAAGGUGUACGCCAAGUGUCACCUUCAGCAAGGUGUCAUGUUUGGGCCCUUUGUAGGAGAAGUGUGCAGGGGACAAAUGCCGACUAACCUCAAAUAUGCCUGGGCUAUUAGGGAUGAUGCUGCUUUCAUCUACGUUGAUGCCUCUGAUGAAAACAAAUCCAACUGGAUGAGGUAUGUAACAUAUACGAGCAGUGAGGAGGAACACAAUCUGGUCGUCUUCCAGUUUUACCGACACAUCUACUACAGGGUUUCCCAGCCCAUCCCAGAGGGAGCAGAGCUCAGGGUCUGGAUUGGCAAGGAUUAUGCCUCCCUGCUGGGCCUAGGGAUGGGCGACAAUGUGAAAUGUGAAGUUGGAGACAAGGAGACAGCUCUGCGCCUCCUGCAGGAUAUUCAGUUGGUCACCCUCCCGGAGCCCAGCAGCACUUCCCUUUGGUCAGAUCAAAGCCAGUCACAGAGCCCCAUGCCUGUCAUCAGUGACGUGACAACAAUGUCAAACCCAGACACAGCUAAUGAUCCAGGUGGGAUUUCUGCCUCUGCCCUCACCAACACCUCCGUGAUCUCCUUCCCGUCCCCGAGCUCUCAUCUGAUGGAAAAGUAUGAUUUUAUGCCUGGAACCGAGAAACUGCUGAGUAACCCAAGCGCCACACAGAACAGCCCGUGGUACUUUUUUGGGUUUGAGCCAGACCCAACAGGUCGGCCUCUGGACCGGAGCAUAGCGGUGUGUAAACUGUGUGUGGAGCACGUGGGCUGUGCUGGAGGGGCAGCAGACCUCCAAAACCACCUGACCAACAAGCACCACAUCAGACCACGUGAUAGUAACAAGGAUCGGAGUCUUCUGAUAAUAGGUCAACGCUCUCAGCCAAUGAUGGUUAACAGCGGUCUGGUCAGCACCUUCCCCCUGGUUUUGUCUACUCAAGUGACUGAUGCUAUCACCAACUUUCUCAUCAUGGAUCUCCAGCCUCCAGCUCUGGUAGAAGGGGAAGGCUUCAGACAGCUGAUCCACACCAUCCUGCCCACCUGCAAAGAGCUGCCGUCACCCUGUCAGCUCGAGAACCUCCUGAAGGAACACCACACCAAAGGCAAGACCAGCCUUGCUCAGCUGCUGAGAAGGAAAACAGGAAGCGGAGAGAUUGAGGAGACCUCUGACUACACUGCUCCCAUCGAGUUUGAGCCCAGGAGACGUGGGCGACCUGCCAGCUAUCGGAGGGAAGUUCCUCACUUUGUCACUUUAAGUGUGGAUGUUUGGUCCCACAACUGGCAGGGCAACGUUGAGAAGUACCUCACCCUCUGGGCACAUUAUAUAGACUCUAAUUUUACCUUUCAGAACGUGGCCCUGGCAACCCAAAGACUGACAGAGAGUGGGGUGAAAGAUUACACCCUUCGAGCAGUGGAGGCUCAAGUGAAAGCGAUGGCACAGGAGUGGGGAAUCUCUCAGCCCAAUCUGGUCCUGUUGGGAGGGGAAGGGAGGAAUAAGAUGAGGCUGGGGCCAGUAAAGAGCGAGAAAGGUGGAGAGGCUGCAGGAAGCGUCCCUCACCCAAACUCAACAACAUUUCUUGAGAGGGAUGACUCUGUGUUACCUGAGGAACCGCAUGGCUCUGAGCAAAGUCAUUCCAGUGAGGGACUACCAUCUGUCCCAUGUUUCUACAGCGCUGUGCAGGACUGCAUUGAGGAAGUGAUGUCACAUCCCGUCAUCUCCAAGACCCUCUGCCUAUUCCAGGGUAUUCUCUCAACCCUGUUCCAGCCACCUGCCCAACACAGAGGCUCAUAUCAGCAUCAUGUCCAGAGUCUGUUGCAGACCCUGACCAAACAAGAACAGGCAGAGCUGAAGUCGUGGGCUCAUAGUCGGCCAACGUGGAAUAAGCUGUACCAGCUACUGAGCACUCUGCUAAAACAUAAAAGUAUUUUUUGUGAUGUAAUAAGAGAGAUUAAUGGGGAGGGCUUGUCUAAAGAAGACAGUGCUUCAGACACCAGUUCAUCUGGCAGCUUCCACGCAAACCCGACCUCCAACACAUCCUCAGCAAACGUCUCAAUGCAUUCUGAAUGGAAGGCCCUGGAGGAGUUGUGUUUGGUCCUCAAACCUCUGGAUGUGGCAUGUCGAACCCUCGCCAAGGAGGCGUUCCCCCGUCUAUCCCUCAUCAAACCCAUUCUCAUUGGCCUGCUCUCCCGUCACCUCGUAGCCCGACCGGGAGAUUCGUCAUCCAUCUUAAAGGAAGUGAAGAGGAUGAUGAGGCGGAACUUGGCAAGCUGUUACCACAACCCUGUUGUCAACAGGACUCUGUGUGUGGCAUGUUCCCUCGACCCCCAGUUCCAUGGGCUGGGGUUCAUGGAGGAGAAGGAGCAGACGGUCACUUUUGAUUGGCUGAAGAAAGAGGCCGUCAGGAUUGUGAAGGAGGACAGGAAGAGGGGCCAGGAUAAGAAGCAAAGCCAGUUUAAGAGAAGCCCCUCCCCUGGGUCUCCAGAGUCAGAGAGUGAAUUCCUGCGGAGGAGCAAACGCCUCAAAGAAUCCCGCCCAAUCAACUUCAGAGAGAUCGAAGAUGAUGACGAGGAGAGCGAUGUAGGAGAGACGGACGAGAACGAGUCCGCAGACCCAGGCUCUCAGGCUGGUCUGUCGGGAAUGGAGUUCCUGCUGGGAGACUUGUUCUGCUCUGCCCCCCGGAGCAAGCAGAGCUCCGUGGAGGAGUCUAUAGACAUGGAGAUGUCUGUUUUUAGAGCCGACAAGGGGGCCUCACUGGGAGUGGAGCCUUUGCAGUGGUGGAGGACGAAAGCAGUGCAGUUUCCACUUUUGGCUACAGUGGCACGGGCCUAUCUGGCUGCUCCCGCUGUGGCAGGUAAUGCUGCACAGGAGUUUGUGCAGGAAGGAGCUGGAGCCACGUACAGAAAGAGAGCCAACAUCCCACCAGAGAGUUUGGACGCGAUCCUGUUUCUCCACCAUAACCACAUGCCCACCUCUGACACAGGGCAAACAGCACUGAGGAGUGAUGACAAGAACAGUGGGACUGAAAAGAUCCCAUAAACACACACACACACACACACACACACACACACACACACACACACACACACACACACACAACAUUCAUUCCUUUUCACAAACUCUGAAUUUAACACUGUAAGCUACAUGUGUAACACUUACCCUUAUCCAUAUUUAAAGUUGAUUAUUACCAUAAACCAAAGGCCCAACACAAAGUUAGCACACUGGAAAAAAACGUCUCCAGCUAGCAUAAAAACAGGAUGCUGAGGCUGAGGACACACACAGGUCAAAUAAAAGUGUAAAAUAAGGGCAAUUUAGGAAAGGGAUUGGAGAUUGGAAUUUAUAUUGGAUUAGAACAUCCUUCAACCAUCUGAAUUUUACUGAUCUGAUCUGAAAUCUCAUUUCAAUCUUGAUUGUUAUUACGGUCAAUAUGUGUAGUCACUAAAACUGAUAUGUUUUUUUAUAUCCUGAUUUCCUGGAGACUGGAGAGAAAGAAGACUAACACUUAAUGUAGUGUGUGUAGUCUGAACUAUUCCACUACUGAUUUACAUUUAACUUUGUUGCGUGUACUUUGUAGCACCUAGUGCCUUACCUUGUUUUAAUACUAUGAUGAAGUAGAUUGAAAAGUAUUCCUUUUUUUCUACCCUUAAUGCCAAAUUUGAAGAAACAUAUAUAUAUAACUGUGACGGCGAGGGUUCAUGGUAAUACUGUGCAAAAACUUUUACCAAGUGACUUUACUUUUGCAUCAUAAGUUGUAUUUUGUUAUGAAUCAGUAAGUUAUGAAAGAUGGACUCCAAAGACUGAAUAAACUCACUUCAUGCCGCUUUUUCUUCAUGUUACAGAAUUCAAACAUAGUGUCAGUAAAUGAACAAUGGAACUUGGAUCACAAGUGAUCACUGAAUAAUGAAAAACACCUCGAAGCCAAAAAAAACAAAACAAAACUGUUACUUGAGUAGAAUAAAAUGUGCUCUCAUUUCAGUUGUGGAGAAACGUUGUUUACUCCUCGUUACCGUGGGUCUGCUGUAUUUCAGAGGGCAAUUUGUUAGAUGUGUAGUGAAACUUUAAACUUACACAAAGUAUAAUGCACUAUAUCAUAUACUGUUAACACGAUGUCUGUAUUGUUUUAGAUUGUGAUGUUGAUGAAUCUUUCAUGCAGAGUAAUGGUUUUUGUCUUACUGUAAUGUAAAUAUACCUAUCGCAUUCUUUUAGAAUAAAAAAUAUAUUAUCGUU
Messenger RNA from Seriola aureovittata, 5801 nucleotides. RefSeq lists its product as uncharacterized. The transcript is spliced from 9 exons. Lineage: Eukaryota; Metazoa; Chordata; Actinopteri; Carangiformes; Carangidae. The record is from RefSeq and is a predicted model, not a curated record. Gene Ontology annotation, molecular function: DNA binding; protein dimerization activity. Gene Ontology annotation, cellular component: nucleus. The coding region runs from base 15 to 4613 and encodes 1532 amino acids. Gene Ontology annotation, biological process: regulation of transcription by RNA polymerase II.